Anopheles funestus (African malaria mosquito) is the source of this 4376-nucleotide messenger RNA. RefSeq names its product solute carrier organic anion transporter family member 4A1 (gene Oatp26F). The record is from RefSeq and is a predicted model, not a curated record. Gene Ontology annotation, cellular component: membrane. The transcript is spliced from 7 exons. Gene Ontology annotation, molecular function: protein binding. Gene Ontology annotation, biological process: transmembrane transport; sodium-independent organic anion transport. The coding region runs from base 1042 to 3351 and encodes 769 amino acids. NCBI's taxonomy places the organism in Eukaryota, Metazoa, Arthropoda, Insecta, Diptera, Culicidae.
CACUUGCUUGGAGUGCACUCACGGCCAACACGCACUGCAUCGCUCUCGAGCGCCCGAGACAAACAGCUUCCGAUUAGUUUCCGUUCAACAUUCAUCCCGACAAGAGGUUACGUUGUAGCGCGGUGCGUGUCGCUUUCGGGUCGCUUGCUCGGUAGACCGCGUGUUGCGGCCGCUUGUGUCGUGUGUUGUAUGUGCUGGCGUACGAUUGCGCACCAUCAACCAAACAAGUGACUUGUAUGCUCCGCCAAGGCAAUUCCGAAAACCGUCAGUCGUCGAUGGAACGUCCUAGCUGACGGAGCACGUGGACGAAACGUACGCGUGUCGAUUUGUGUUUGAAUUUGUUGUGCAGGUGCUUGGGUUUGAGGAUCAUUUUAAGGAUCUUUUGGGUGAUUUACGGCUGUACGGCGGAGAAUGGUGAAUGAACGAGACCCAAUCAAGGGUGCGGUGUGAUAAGCAGGGUUGAAGGCAAAUAUUUUCUUUCCCUAAAGCGAAAGGUGGCCAGAUGCUGCCGGUUAUCAAGCCGUCGUAAGCUGUAUUGAUAUCCACCUUUCCUAGAGUCUUCCGCCUGCAUUAGUCGUCCAGGCUUAGAGCUAACUGACGGUUUAUGUGCCAUUGUAAUAAGUCAGUGUUUGAAACAGUGUUUGGGAUUUUGCAUAAUUUUAUACAAACAACCGAAGCUAUCUAUGCGUUGUGUGCAGCGUGUGAUAAGACCUGUACCGAACGGUCAACUUCUAGUUAGUGUUCGGUAGUUUUUGGAUUGGAUAUUAAACUCCUCAUAACGCCAUACUCCCCAAUUCGACGAGGGAAAGUUUUAAAAGUAGUUUCAUCAUUUGCACCGUCCAACGUCGCAUUGACCUUGACCAUGAGUUUUACAUACCGAAAAGGAAAAUUGGUGGAGUAAAACAAAAACGUGUUUUCUUUAAGUGCUACAAAAAAAAGAAAAGAAGCUUAUUUCGUAAUCGUUCAACGCCAAACGGGCCAUUCAGUGUCAGGCAAUACGUAAAUAAACGUAUCACUUUGUCGAUUGGAGACUUUUUAACCAUGUCCACCACGUCCAGCUGGGACGACAGCGUGAAGAUGAACAACCCGACCUCGUCCGCCACAACACCGUCCGGCAAUACGGUGCAAACCGAGUCGACCAAAUGCGGCACCAGUUACGGUGAACCGUCCUCGCCGAUCGCAAUGGAGGAUGGUGUGUGUCCACCGAUCAAGGUCGGACCAGACGAGGAACCGCCAUUGCAAAGGCCAGCGACGCCACCUCGAUCGUACCAUUGCGGGUGGUUUGCGCUGCGUCCUAGAUGGAUGGAACGGUUCAUGACGCCCAAGUGGGCCCUGUUUUGGCUGUGCUGGGCCGGUGCCGUGCAAGGUUUGGUAGUGAACGGUUUCAUCAACGUUGUCAUCACGACCAUCGAGCGGCGGUUCGGUUUGCGUUCGACCCAAACUGGCCUGGUGGCCAGCGGUUACGAUAUUGCGUCCUUUCUCUGUCUUGUGCCGGUGUCAUACUUUGGUGGCCGGAUCGGUGCGUCCAAACCACGAUGGAUCGGAUGGGGUGUGGCGGUGAUGGGACUCGGUGCGUUCGUAUUCGCAUUGCCACACUUUCUCGUCGGACAGUAUCGGGCGACUAACUCGGAGCAGAACGUGUGUACUUUGGCAACAUUGUUGACCAAUGGUACAGGUGCUUCGGUGGAGGCACUAACAGAGCUUACAGGUUGCAGUCAUAACACGGGAUCGCCACUGGCAAACGGUGGACAAGCUUCGACAUCGGACAGUGAAAACUCGUCCUGGAAUGUGUGGUUCUUCUUUACUGCCCAGCUACUGCUCGGUGCGGGUGCAUCACCCUUGUAUACCCUCGGCGUUACCUACAUCGACGAGAACGUCUCGAAGAAAAUGUCUUCCGUGUAUUUGGGUAUUUACUACACAAUGGCCGUUGUUGGACCAGCUGCCGGUUAUGUCAUCGGUGGACAGUUGCUGCUCUUCUACACGGACAUGUUCGUCGUCGAUGCUACCACUCUCGGUCUAACCCCGCACAGCAAGGUGUGGGUCGGUGCCUGGUGGGUGGGAUUCGUUUUCAUGGCUGCGUUCUGUUUGCUGUUGGCCAUCCCAAUCCUUGCCUAUCCGCCCGCACUGCCCGGGUCGGAAAAGCUGCAGAAAGUGUCGGAAGCUCAUCGGGGUGGUGAUGGCGACGGGGAGCGUAAUCAGGAAGCGUUCACCAAGAUCAAGCAGAUUCCACGUGCGCUGUUGGCGCUGCUACGCAAUCCGACGUUUUUCUUUCUCAACCUGGCCGGGGCUUCCGAGGGGCUGGUCAUUUCCGGGUUUGCCGUUUUUCUGCCGAAGCUGAUCGAGAAUCAGUUCAGUGUGACGGCGGUCUGGUCCGCACUGCUGAUGGGAAUAAUCACGGUGCCUGCCGGUGGUGGUGGAACAUUUUUGGGAGGAUAUCUUGUGAAAAAGUUACACCUUUCCUGUUCGGGCAUUAUCAAAUUUUGCCUUUUUGCAACGAUUUUUGCCGCCCUGUUUACGGUGUGCUUUUUCCUAUCCUGUCCGAAUCUAACGUUUGCCGGUGUGACAGCACCCUAUUUUCCGCACGAAAAUCUCGACAGCCCUUACGCACACUCGACGGAACCGCGCGAUCUAUACUAUCUGCCCAAGAAUCUGGACAACGCGUGUAACGACCGUUGUGCCUGCAGCCGGCGUAACUACGAACCCAUCUGUGGGGCGGACGGGAUCAUGUACUACUCGCCGUGUCACGCUGGGUGCAGCGAGGAAAUCAAUCUGGAAAACGCCAAAGUGUACCGAGACUGUACCUGUAUCAAUGCAACGUUCCAUGGUGAGAUGGGACCACUGUACGGUGGAGGGAGUUACGAUGCGGUCAACACGAUGUGUCAGUCGCAAUGUGAUCAUUUGUGGAUUUUCGUGGUACUUUGCUUUUUGGUGAUGUUCUUCACCUUUCUCGCCACGAUGCCGGCACUGUCGGCGACGCUGCGGUGUGUCCACGACGAUCAACGUUCGUUUGCGCUUGGAAUACAGUGGAUAAAGGUCCGUGUACUUGGUACCAUCCCAGCGCCAAUGAUCUUCGGACGGCUUAUCGAUGAAACGUGCAUCUUGUGGCAGGAAUCGAGCUGUGACGAUCAUGGCGCUUGUUUGGUUUACGAUAAUGCAUUCAUGAGCAAGUACAUGUUAUUACUAGCGCUAAUCGGCAAAGCGUGUUCCAUACUGUUCUUCUUCGGAGCUUGGUUCUACUACAUCCCGCCGAAAGUGAUCACCAAUGGCGACUCACACCAGCAGCAAGACGCUCCAAACCAAAAGCUAACCUCAAACGGUCACAUAAACCCUAUCACAGUGGAAAAGUAUUGAUUUUAUCGUUCGAUCAAUCACGACGCCACCGUUGCUCAAAACUCGUCACCCUCAAACGGUAGUAGCCAUUGCUAAAAGUCAUAUUCAUAUUCUUAAGUGUCAUAGUAGUCGUGUUUGUUUCUUCGUUAGCGCAUUCCAUCAAGUAUAUCGAUAUUUAUCGCCAAUUUUUGUCAUAUGUACUAUGUAAAGAACCAAAAAUCAAAAUACGUAGCGAUAGCGCCAAUAAGUUUCAGUAUUUAGUAAAGGUAGAAUGUAGCGCGGGAAUCGAUUCUCCCGGAUAAGGUUGAAGGUUUUUGCUAUUGGUCCUAACUAGAUUUCAUUUCGUUAUUUUCAUCAAGCGUAGAAUGUAUCUAUCUAGGUAUAUGGCCAAAUGAAUCUCAGGAUUGACUGACACUAAAGUAAGCACAAAUGCUAUUCUCAGUUUUGUAUUAAGUCCUUUUUAAUGCAUCACCUAAUCCUGAUAAUGACCAUUUUUCGUACAGAUUUAGAAUAUGUAUGUAUGUACUGCCAAACAAAGCUAAAGUGUAGAAUAUAUAGUUGGUAAGAUGCAAAUUUAAAUAAAAUGAAACCUUGAACUAAGAAAUUUGGUGCAUGAUAUACUGUAACAUAUAGAUAUCAAGAAAACAGGAAAGAAAUAUUUGGUUGGAUGAUUUGGAAAUUUGGAAAUUUGGUUGGAAAUGUUAAGUUGUAAAUCUAUUUAAAACUGUGUUUAACUUAUAAUUUCAUAUAAAAAUUACCCAACACAUACCAUUUGGAUGAAUUCGUUUUGCACGGUUGAAGAACUGUCCGUUUUUUUCCUUCAAAUACAUAGAGAAGAUUGCUUAAGCUAUUGUCCAACAGAUGGCGUCGUACUCAUUACGGAAAUGUUAAGGUAGGCAUACACGGCUAAAAUUUACUGCAAUAUUCCUACAUUCUGUUAAAAACAAUACAAAUAAAUAGGUUUUCGAUUUACCAUCUUUGAUAAUACGUCUAUAAUUUAAAACAAGUCAAACAUAGCUAAAUUUUGCUUGAAAUUCAUUAAUUCU